Molecule: messenger RNA, 3684 nt
Organism: Larimichthys crocea (large yellow croaker)
Lineage: Eukaryota; Metazoa; Chordata; Actinopteri; Sciaenidae
Product: inverted formin-2-like
Exons: 23
Coding region: 411-3584 (1057 amino acids)
Biological process (GO): actin cytoskeleton organization
Molecular function (GO): small GTPase binding; actin binding
Source: RefSeq, a predicted model, not a curated record
ACCGCAGUCAGCUGGCUGUGACUCAGCGCAGAGACCUUCUCAGCUGUCUGGACUUUAAAUACUGAACAAGUUUGAGCGGAGGAGACAAAAACUUAUUUAAAAACAGAGUGAGCCGUUCGUGAUUGAUUUCACUUAUUUAUUCAUUUUCCUUUCCCCUCCACUCUCACGGAGAAACCGGGACCGAAGGGGCGGCUGUCCUGAACUACAAGAACCAAGACCUGUCUGACUGUCACGGAGGAGACAGACACGGUCUUCCUUCUGUCACGGUAAGGAGCAAUCUGAGCCGUUUCCACCGUUUGAACGUUCAUGUGAACAAAUAACGUGAAGGACUUCACACCUGUCCAUUUCAAUGGAAACACCUGAAUUAUUGGAGCUCUCAUCCGGCACCUGUUCUACAGCUUCUGUUCGUCAUGGCAGCCAGAACGAAAUGGGAGGCGGUGAAGGACCGUGUGACAGGAAGUCCCGCACACGACCACGACGCCACGCUGGAGGCGAACCUGGAGAACGCCGACCCUGAACUCUGCAUCCGACUGCUGCAGGUCCCCACAGUGGUGAACUACUCUGGUUUGCGGCGGCGGUUGGAGGCCAGUGAUCAGGCCUGGAUGGUGCAGUUCCUGGAGCUGCGUGGUCUGGACCUGCUGAUGGAGGCAUUAGAGCGACUGUCCGGUCGUGGCUGCGCUCGCAUUGCCGACGCCCUGCUGCAGCUCACCUGUGUUGCCUGCAUCCGAGCCGUCAUGAACUCAUCCGAAGGACUGCACUUUAUCCUGGACAACCAGGGCUACGUCAGGACCCUGACCCAGGCUCUGGACACGUCUAACGUCAUGGUAAAGAUGCAGGUGUUUGAGCUGCUGGCGGCUCUGGUUCUGUUCGACCCUCAGGGACACCACCUGGGUCUGGACGCCCUGGACCACUACAAGAGUCUGAAGAAGCAGCAGUAUCGCUUCAGUGUGAUCAUGAACGAGCUCCAUGCCACCGACAACGUCCCGUACAUGGUGACCCUGAUGAGCGUUGUCAAUGUACUCGUGUUGGGACAAGAAGACCUGAGGAAGAGGGACCGAGUGCGACAGGAAUUCAUCGGACUGCAACUGCUGGAUUUGCUGCCCAGACUGAGGGAGACGGGGGAUGAUGACUUGAAUAUUCAGUGUGAUGCGUUCGAAGACACUUUGACGGAGGACCAGGACGAGAUGGAGAGACUGUACGGAGGCAUCGACAUGAGCAGCCACCAGCAGGUCUUCACCUCGCUGCUCACCAAGGUGUCCAGUCGUCCAUCCUCAGUCCAGCUGCUGUCCAUCCUUCAGGCCUUGCUGUUGGUGGAUGCAGACAGGUCUGAGGUGUGGUUAGCUCUGGAGCUGCUAGUGGACCGCGCCACCCUGCUGUCCCAGAACUCUGACUUAGAUUCUGCUGGCUGCCUACUGGAAAGGCUCCUCCCCCACAAGUCCCUCUCAGCCAAUCACCGGAUCCAAACCAUCGACAGGGCAAUCCAGACUUACCUACCUGACCAAUCCGAGUGCAGCAUCAACGCUGCCUCCACGGCUGCCAGUUCAGCAGCUCCUCCUCCACCCCAUCCUCCACCCUUACCUGGUAUGGGAGCUCCGCCUCCUCCUCCCUUACCUGGUAUGGGAGCUCCGCCUCCUCCUCUCUUACCUGGUAUAGGAGCUCCGCCUCCUCCUCCUCCCUUACCUGGUAUGGGAGCUCUGCCCCCUCCUCCCUUACCUGGUAUGGGAGCUCCACCCCCUCCUCCUCCCCUACCUGGUAUGGGACCUCCGCCUCCUCCUCCCUUACCUGGUAUGGGAGCUCUGCCCCCUCCUCCCUUACCUGGUAUGGGAGCUCCGCCCCCUCCUCCUCCCUUACCUGGUAUGGGAGCUCCGCCCCCUCCUCCCAUCUCAGCCUGCGCAGCCGAAAGUCUGGGCAGGUCAUAUUACAGCUCCACCCCUCCGCCUGGCUCCGCCCCCUGUCCCAGCCUCCGUAUGAAGAAGCUGAACUGGCAGAAACUCCCGUCCAGAGCGCUGACGGCUCAACAGUCCCUGUGGACGUCUGCGUCUAAAGAUUCGGUGGAACCAGAUUACUGCAGCAUUGAACAGCUCUUCAGUCUUCCUCCGACUGAGACCAGAACCAGAACCAAAGUCCAGACCAAGCAGAAAGAGAUUUCCUUCAUCGACGCCAAGAAGAGCCUGAACGUCAACAUCUUCCUGAAGCAGUUCAAAUGUUCCCAUGAGGACUUUGUAUCUCUGAUCCGGACAGGAGACAGGUCCAGGUUUGAUGUGGAGGUUCUUAAACAGCUGUUCAAACUGCUGCCAGAGAAACAUGAGGUGGAGAACCUGAAGUUACACCAGGCAGACAGGGACAAGUUGGCCUCAGUGGAUAGGUUUUACCUGCAGCUGCUGGACGUCCCCAGUUACUCUCAGAGAAUAGACUGCAUGUUGCUGUGUGAGGAGAGCAGUUGUGUUUUGGAGACUCUGAAGCCCAAAGUUGAGCUGCUGGACCGAGCCUGCCAGAGUGUCAGGGAGAGCACCCGUCUGCCCAGCUUCUGUAAACUCAUCCUGAGCGUUGGAAACUUCCUCAACUAUGGGACUCACACGGGGAACGCUGAGGGUUUUAAGAUCAGCACCCUGCUCAAACUCACAGAAACUAAAGCCAACAAGUCCAGAAUCACCCUGCUGCACCACAUCCUGGAGGAAGUGGAGCAGAACCAUCCGGACCUGCUGAACCUGCCCGAGGAUUUGGAGAUCUGUGACAAGGCUGCUGGGUUAAAUCUGGAGUCCAUCCAGUCUGAAAUAAUGUCUCUGGUCAAACAGCUAAAGAACGUGGAGACGAAGGUCUCCUGUUCCUCUGAGGACCUGAAGCAGCAGUAUUUGUCCUCCAUACAGGAGAACCUGCAGGCGUGCGAGCAGCUGAAGCAGCUUCUGUCCACGCUAGAGGACAAGAGGAUGGAUCUGUCCAUCUACCUGUGUGAAGACAGCAGCAGCUUCUCCAUCGACGAACUCUUCAGCACCAUCAAGAUCUUUAGAGAACUGUUCCUCAAAGCUGUCAAGGAGAACAGGAGUCGUAGGCAGCUGGAGAAGAGGAGGAAGCAGCAGGAGGUGGAGAGGAAACAAAAAGGAGACCCCACCACGAUCAUCAGGGUGAAGCCAUCAAACCAGGAUGAGGGCUGCAUCAUCGACAACCUGCUGGCUGAAAUCAGGAAAGGCUACAACCUUAAGAAGACCAGACCACGAGCUGAGAGGAGCAGCAAAGUCCAAGAUCAUCCUGGGAUCAUACAGCGGUCUUUGGCUGUGGAUGAGCCUGACUCGUUUGUUUCCAGCCAAUCAGAGAAGCCUUCAGAACCACCAGAGUCAGUCCAGGUCCACACAGAGCCACCAACUGAAACAGGACCAGAACCAGAGUCAGCUGAGACUGACCAGAGUGCUCCAGAGAUCCAAAACCUCUGUGAGGUGGACGGAAGGAACGAGGAGUCCGAGUUUGAAGAGAUCACAUCGAUGGAAGUGAGAACAACCGAACACAACCAUGAUCCAGCAAAGACGUCCAGGACCGGUCCAAAAGGUGGAGCCAAACACAAAACUCAGAGAGGAUGUGUGUCACACUGAGGUGAGUCCACAUCAUGACCCAGGACCUGGCCCUGGACCUGACCCUGGACCUGGACCUGACCCAGGAAUUGUGAAUCAGCAUCACUUCUUCUUCGGCUAU